GAUUCAUUUAAAAAUCUGUCUCAAACGUUUGCUAACCGUUCGAAGGCAAAGCGGAAAAAAAUAUGAAAAAAGUUGCAAAUAUUGUGUUUUGUGUUAUCUGGCUGAUAUCGAACGUAGCUCUAAGUGCCAGUGUUCGCGAAAACAACAUAACGACAUCAAUUGUACGACCCUUAAGGUCGAACGAUCGAGCGUAUUUCGAUAAUGAAUUAUCGAAAAUAGAUGCACAUCGUCAACGAUACUACGAUUUGGAAAGUGAAAUUUGGCGUGAAUUGAGGAAAAGUGACAAUGAAGCGGUAGUGUUGCGGAAAAUCCAUGAAAAGCAUUUGGCAUUCUAUGCUAAUCAAGUGGAAUACGGCGUAGAUCUGAGCUUAUUUGAAACGGGCGAGAAAGAUCUGUUGAAUGAAGUGAAAUUUAUCAAUGAUUCGGUGUUGAGUGUAACCAAAAAAACGCUUCACAAAAAUGAGCGGAAUUUCGCCAAAUCAGAAUCCGUUGAAUUGGCCGGCCGACAUAGGGAAUUCAUUCGGGCUAUGGACGCAAUAAACAAUAUAACCAAAGACAACGAUUUCUUGUUAAACAUUAAGAAGAAAGGCGAACUACAAAACUGCAUGUCGUCAAACAUUCUCACCGAGUCGACUAACCAAAAACUGUACGAAUAUUAUGUGGACAUAUCAGCAGCCCAAUUGAAGGCAUACUCUUUGGUGCAACUAUCUUACAUGUUCCUGACGGUCUACAAUCAAAACAACUCGGUAAUGUUAGCGGAAAAUCUUCGAAUGCGCUUCAACGAACGAACCAUAUUAACUCAACAGCGAGUGAUAGAUUUAAUGGAUCAAUCUGGACGCGAAACGUGGAAUUGCGAUCAAGAGCCAAACGAAUACCGAUACAAAGGCGUUACCAACCAGGUGACAAGACUGAUGCAAGGAUACGUCGAUAAUGAGGUCAAUUUGAAUCCGGUCAAUGAUUGCAAAAAGAAAUGUAAUGAUUAUACCUUGACGAAGAACUACCAGUGCUACAACGGAUCUCUAUGUGAUCCAGCCAGAGAGGAUCCGUUCAUUAAAAAAUGCAAUGGAAAUGUGGUCAAUUGUCAAUUCAUUGAGGGUGACAUGAAAAUUUGUCCUUCCAUUGUGGAUCGUUCCAGAAGCUACAAUUAUAUUACAUUGAGCAGUGGAAUGACGCUGGGUAAAGCUGGAUCUUGCGAAGCUGAAGAGGCGGAGGCCACAUCAUGGACUAGAUGGUUUGUUCAAUGUUCAAAUUGCUUCUGUUACUGUGACGAAGAAAGCAAAGAUUCGGACAGAUAUUUCAGUCUGCAGCCCGUUCUGUCUGACACUGACCGCAACAUGGUUAUAACCGGAGUAGCAAUCGUUAAGGAUCGUCAAACGUUUUACUGGCAAAUCACUCAACGGAAAUUGAUUAGCAAGGGUCAGGUAGAGAGUCCGGCCAGUAAUAUCAGGAAGCCGUACAAAACUAUUCGAACGAUAAAUGUCCGAGAAGAUCCUUCCCUAAAGGAAGGAAUCGACUAUCACGCUCUGAGUUAUGAGAAUCGUUCGGUUAACUUCGACACAUUGGUUGCGCCGCACGGCAGUGUGCUAACUGGCAUCAAAUUCAAAGCUGAAAAGGGACAUCUGAGCUUGGAAAUCCGUGCAACUAAAUUUGAUUUCAAUAGUGGCACCCUUCAGGAUGUAGUUCGCAGUGAAUGGAUUUCCAGUCCGGUAACAGAACGAACCCAAAUCCAUCUUGACAAUCCCGACAAAUCCGAUCGCUCCUUGUCAAAAUCGAUACUGGACAUUACGCCAAACAGCUACAUUGACUUUCAACCUACAGACAUUUGGAAAGAUGCAGCACAAACCACCGUUCCGUAUAUUGAUGUAGAAUUGGUGGAACCAACACACCCGACGAUUUUAUCGGGAGCAGGAUUGUUUUACAAGGGUCAACCCGGCUAUGGCGGUUUCAUCGCACCGAAAAUUGUUACUUAUGAUUUUGCACCACAUAUCAAGGUCCAACAGAAUUAGGAAUUUGGAAAAUAAGAAAACUUUCAACCAAAAUUGAUGCGUAUGAUCUGAUUGUUAGUGCGAUUGUCGUUGGUUGUAAAUAAACUUGAAA
Bradysia coprophila is the source of this 2097-nucleotide messenger RNA. RefSeq lists its product as uncharacterized. Lineage: Eukaryota; Metazoa; Arthropoda; Insecta; Diptera; Sciaridae. The record is from RefSeq and is a predicted model, not a curated record.